UUUCCACCGACCCGCAGAUUUUUUUUAAUUUUUGAAAAACAAUGAUUUACAAAUUCAAGGGCUGCGUUUUACUUCCGCUAAAAUAAGUUUGCAGCGGUACUAUUAAAAACUUGGAAAUAAAUGAAGACUCAAAGAAAAAAAAUUUUUAAGAAACAAAAUAUGUAAAUGCUACAAAAUCUCUAAAAAAUGGGUAUCCCACGAACGGAUGGCGUCAUGUCUAUUGAACUCCUUUCAUUAGAGGAAGUGACGUCAAGUUACUCAGCUUAAUUUAUCGUAAACCUUUGUAUUGAAUGAACUGUGCCCGGAGAAUGGACGCACAACGAUGACGAUGUGUUGAUUGAAAACAGAAAGGAAUAAACCUACACACAUCCCGCAAGUUCAAAUGUUAAUUUUUUUUAAUGGAGAAGCCUGACUGGAAUUCAAAUGGACUGUGAAGGUAGGUUGGUUUUCUUCUUCUUCUAUAUUUUGAGGGCCCACGAUGAAUGUAUUUAUGCUUUUUUUAUGAACAUAUUGAUUCAGUAAUGUUCAUAUUUGACACACAAAAAAAACAUGUUACGAUAAGUAUACUUAAACAAUAGAGGCCAUAAACUCAUUAUGAACACACUUGUUCAAACUAGUGCAGAUAUUUAUGCGACUUUACACUUAACUGACACAUGUUCGAAUUAUGCAGUUUUUAUUUAAAGUUUACUUUGCUUUGUUAAAGUAGGGUCCCGUUUCAUAGAGCUUCCAUACAAGGGAGGCGAAUAAAAAAUAAAAAGCAUAGGAACCUAUGAGAUCAACCAAUACAAACCUGUACAAAUCAUCAAUUAGCUGUUUCUAUGUGUGUGGCAUGAUUUGAGAAUGAUAUAUAAUUUGUCACAUCAUUAGAGCCCAUAUAAAGAAUGAUCUUUUCCCUCUUGAAAUGAAACAUGUUGUAUUCAUUUGCGUACAUUGUUAAAUACGCUUCCUUACACAGCCGACUGACGCCAGGAAAAUAGCCUACUGACGCCAAGAACACAGCCUACUGACGCCAAGAACACAGCCUACUGACGCCAAGAACAUCCGACUGAAGCCAGGCACACGUGCUGCUGACGUCUGGAACACGUCCCACUGACGGCAGGAACUCGUCCUACUGACGCCAGGAACUCGUCCUACUGACGCCAGGAACUCGUCCCGCUGACGCCAGGAACUCGUCCUACUGACGCCAGGAACUCGUCCUACUGACGCCAGGAACUCGUCCUACUGACGCCAGGAACUCGUCCUACUGACGCCAGGAACUCGUCCUACUGACGCCGGGAACACGUCCUACAGACGCCGGGUAGCCGAGGGACACGUACCAGAUGGCCAGUUUCAAAAAGAAGCUACGACUGUGGCAGCAGGAGAUAUGGGACGUGGCUUGUAAGCCGACGCUGUUGUUCCCUCUAGUCAUUGUUGGUUUCUUUAUGCUGUGGCUGGCUGAAAAACAGGUUGGUCAUUCGUUCCUGGCGAUAAGUAACAGAGGAUUGUUAACGUUUAAUAUGUUACAGAUUUUUGUAACAAUUAGCUUCUUGUUUCGCUUAAACAUAUAUGUUCUACACCUCAGGAUCUUACGUACUGUGUCAAAAGAGUUCAACAUGUGUUUUUGAGGGAAAAAAAUACUAUAAGAGUUGAAGUGACCCCAUGCCUCUCUUACAUCAUGUGUGACAUGAUGAUGUUACCCAUACACCAUAUGUUACAUGAUGCUUUGACCACAUACGCCAUUUGUGAUUAUGAUGCAACUCAUACACAACAUGCGAUGAUGUGACCUAUACAGUCUAUGUGUCAUGAUGAGUUGAAAUCAUUCAUCAUAGGUGACAUGAUGAGGUGGGCCCAUACACCAUAAGUGUAUGAUAAAGGGAUACACCAUAUACCUCGUUGGAAACUCCGCGUUAGAGUCACAUUCGAAAUUUAAAAUGAGGAGAGACCUCAAGGACAUUACAGUUAAGAAGUAACACAGUCUCAACUCGUUCCCACAGCCCCACGCUCACUGCUAGCCCCACCUCUACGGCCACUCACACACCACACACACCCUCACUCAGAAUCUUCAUCCCACGCCCACUCCCAACCCCCACAUCCACACUCACCCCACUGCCACUUUCACCACAUCCCCCACACCCCCUCCAUAGGCUUCCUCACCCCCACGGCUACACCAACACACAUCCCCCACGACCACCCCCACUUCGACACUUUCCUAACCCCAACCCCCAUCGCCACAACCCUCAACCCCAAUCGCCACAACCCUCAACCCCAAUCGCCACAACCACACCCACAUUUUUUGACGCAAACACUCAGACACAAACAACUUACCAAUUAUUUAACCUUUUAUUUAUGUCACGUGCAUAUAUUGUAACACCUAAUUCAACAUACUCAACGAGUUAGUCAGGACACCGUAGUCAUAUCACCGUAGUUAUUGCUUUCUCCGGGAUAAUAUUGACGCCAAGUGUGGCCACCUUAUGACAAUGGUGAUGUGUGGCCAUCUUAUGACAAUGGUGAUGUGGAGCCAUCUUAUGACAAUGGUGAUGUGGAGCCAUCUUAUGACAAUGAUGAUGUGUGGCCAUCUUAUGACAAUGAUGAUGUGUGGCCAUCUUAUGACAAUGAUGAUGUGUGGCCAUCUUAUGACAAUGGUGAUGUGUGGCCAUCUUAUGACAAUGAUGAUGCGUGGCCAUCUUAUGACAAUGGUGACAUGUGGCCAUCUUAUGACAAUGAUGAUGUGUGGCCAUCUUAUGACAAUGGUGAUGUGUGGUCAUCUUAUGACAAUGGUGAUGUGUGGCCAUCUUAUGACAAUGGUGAUGUGUGGCCAUCUUAUGACAAUUAUGAUGUGUGGCCAUCUUAUGACAAUGGUGAUGUGUGGCCAAGUGUGGCCAUCAAAUGAAAAUGGUGACAUGUGGCCAAGUGUGACCACCUUAUGAUAAUGGUGAUGUGGGGGCCAAGUGUGGCCAUCUGAUGACAAUGGUGAUGUGGGGGCCAAGUGUGGCCAUCUUAUGAAAAUAGUGACAUGUAGACAAAUUUGGCCAUCUUAUGACAAUGUUGACGUGGGGGCCAAGUGUGGCCAUCUUAUGAAAAUAGGGACGUUUAGCCAAAUUUGGCCAUCUUAUGACAAUGGUGACGUGGGGCCAAGUGUGGCCAAUUUACAGCAAUGGUGAUAUCAAGUGAUGUGAAACAAAGUGUAGUCACCUGAAAACAAUGGUGAUGUGGUGCAGGGGCCGUUGGUGCAGGGGCCGUUGGUACAGACACCUUAGAAAAGAUGACGCAUUAUUCCAAGCAUUACCUGUCUGUCAGUAGUACCUGUAAACAACUCAAUUUUUGUCUCUAUUAACAAUCUGAUUAUUUUUCGUUAUAAAAAUUAAUAUUUGUUUCUAUAAAGACCUAAAUAUUUGUCUUUAUAAACAACUAACUAUGUGUCUUUAAUAAACAAUUGAACAUUUAUUUUGUAAACAACUGAAUCUGUCUUUAUGAACACGUGAAUAUAUUUCACUCAAACACUAGUCAUGCCAGUGACCAAUAGUUUUUUAAACACUUACGUUUCGGGGAAAAGAAUUAUUACCCCAGAUUAGACAAAUAAUACAGUAAGCUGAACAUUAUUAUUUGCUGUAAAAUACCUUUGAAGGCGUAGUUUACCGCAGGCCAAAGUGUAAUGUAAAAUUAUGACGCAAAUGAUGCACGUCAUGCGGAGGAAUCUGACCUAGUUUGGGAACACUAUUGGAAGGUCUCGGAAUGAAGUUAAGCUUCGCGUCAUAUGACAGCCACAUUUAUUUUAAGUUGGUUACACAAUUAUGCACACAUGCGCGCUAAGUAAACAAAUAUGUCAACAAUGGCGCACUAUGACGCGACAAGGAGUAAGCACGUGUUCAGCAUGUUGAGGCAUCUCAUUGUCAUUUAUUUGUUGGAUUUUUGUAGCUACGUGUUUUGUUAGACACCGCUGUCCGUGGAGCAUUCUCACUACAGCCAUCAAACCUCACAUAUACAAUUAAGAUCUGAUUUCGUGUACCACAAAGCUGCUUAUCAAUGUGAAGAGAAAAAAAAAGGGUAGAAUGACGUCAUCAACUAUUAAUUUAGUCUGUUCCUAGUGUUUUUUUUUAUUUGUAAAUGUCUAUGGGAUGGUAAAAGUCCAUCAAUGAUGUAAAUAUUUAUGAGCUAUUCAACUGUCUAUGGGUUAUGUAAAAUUCCAUUAAUUAUGUAAAUAUUUUUGAGUUUUUCGAAAUGCUAUGGGUUAUGUAAAAGUGCAUUAGUUAUGGGAGUAUGCAUGCGUUAUUUAAAUGUCUAUGAGUGACUUAAAUGGGAAUGAGUUAUAUAACUAUAAUUUAUAGUAUAUAAUUUAUGUUACGAACCAGUUUGAUAACAAACUGUCCGCCCCUAAAAACCUCAACACCCUCCUAUGUUCUGGUCACCAUCAUACAAGUUAUAAUCAUACAGCUCAAACCACAUCACGUGCUCGUCACGUGUCACAUGACUGCAUAUUUGAAUCAAGACGUCUGGAAAUUCCCCUUCCAGCUUAUCGCAAUCUUAAACUGUUAAGUCGUCAUUUUAUUUUAUUACUUUCCAGGUCGGGCUGACACUAAGCCUGCUCGGACACAACAACUACACGUUUGGUAGACUGGACAAGUUCAAGUACGUGGUCAACGGAGUGUUCAUCGUGGUCUACCUGUGGGUGGAUUUGUUUCUCAUCAGGUGCGGGAUAGCGGCCUGCAACUCCGUCAUCAGGUCUUACCAGGAUCUGUCUCACAACGGUUGGUCAGCAAUAGGUUCCAUCGUCUUUCUGUUACUCCCGUACUAAAGCAGCUUUUCCGGAAGAAAACACAUUUCGUUGCCCGGUUAUUUAUCUUUGAACCCGAACCGAUUACACCUGAACUCAAACCCUGCAGAUGCGCGAACCCUGCUGACGACGGAAACCGAACCCGAACUUCCAAGUCACUGUUAGUAGGAACCCACCCAAACGUCCUACCAUAAACUUAUUUGAAAAACAAAAAAAAUUAACUGGUUUUACGAAUGUGGCAGAAGACUUCCUACGCCAGAAAGUCAAAAUGAUUUUUUUUUCAAAUCCCUUACCCACCUCUCCCGCCACCAACACAACUUUCGUGCAAAGACUUGAUAUGAAUUAAGGUUUAACAAAUGAAACAAGAACACCAUUUAGCCAACUAUUUUUUUUUAAAUCCUUUAUAUUAACUUCCCUUUUGUUCGUGGCUGGCGAAAUCUUCGGACAGCUCAAACAUGACUCACUCUCCGUCACCCUAUCGAGCUGAAACUUAGCACAUAGACUCGCUGCCGAUGACAGAACAUUCUUUCAAAUUUUCAGCCCCAUCCCCAAGUCCCAACCACCAAAAAUAAGUUGUUCCCGUUUUUCAAGCGGAAGCUGAAGGACAUAUGAUGACACUGAUUGUAUGAAAUAAAAUUCCCGUUAACUGCGCAAAAAGAGGUUCUUUAACAAAAAAUAUUCCAAGCGCGUUUGGUGCUUAAUAUUUUUUUUUUUUUUGUUAAUUUUGUUUCCUGCGGUGUGAAGGCUCAUUAGACUAGAAAUAUAGUUCAGGGGCGUGGAAAAAUUGUGCCGUUGCGAGCCCGACGAGGGGGUUGUGGGAGAGGCACUAAAUGGGAUUUUUAUAUAGUGCGCUAUUUUGUACGCUUGUUUUGUCAAAUUUUUAGCCCAACCCCGCAACACCCCCCCCCCCCCACCCUCGGUGUAAAAUUUUUAAAAAAAGGGGGGGUGCCUACACCGAAAUAAAUAUGUAGGCUACUUAAUGCUUACCAGUAUUGAUUUAACAUGUCACGGGUGUUAAGCAAUAAAUAAAUUAAUUGAUCAAUUCAAUUUAAAAGCUUCGUUUGAAGACUACGGGGCGCUAGGGGUGAAUUAUGGCGCCAAAAAUGGGGAGAGGGGGCUGUUGCCGGAAAAAAAGAGAACUACUCCAAAGACUUCUUAGUAUUUGAAUGUUUUUUUUUUUUAAUUGCUUUAACGAUAUCCGGCCACUCUCUGAUCUGUCUCUUCGGUCUGUCUCUUUCACACUAUCCGGCCACUGUCUGGUCUGUCUCUGGUCACUAUCCAGCGACUCUCUGGCCUGUCUGUUGUCACUCUCCGGCCUGUCUCUGGUCACUCUCUGGUUCGUAUCCGAUGCUCUCUGGUCUGUCUUUUGUUACUCUAUGGUCUGUCUCUUGUCACUCUCUGGUCAGUCUCGUCUCUGAUCACUCUCUGGUCUGUAUCUGGUCACUAUCUGGUAUGUCUCUGAUCACUGCCUGUUCUGUCUUUGAUCACUCUCUUGUCUGUCUCUGGUCACUCUCUGGUCUGUCUCGGAUCACUCUUUCGUCUGUCUCUGGUCACUCUCUGGUCUGACUCUGGUCAUAUUUUAGUCUGUCUCUGGUCACUCUCAAGUCUUCCAUCUUGCCACUAUCUUGUCUGUCACUGGCCACUCUCUGCUCCGUCUCUGGUCACUCUUUGGUAUGUCUCUGGUCACUAUCUGGUCUGUCUCUGGUCACUCUCCGAUCAUUCUCUGGUCACUAUUGUGUCUGUCAAUUUUUAUAACUUUUGUUUGAGGCUUAUUUGAAAGAACAUGUGGGGAACAAAAUAACUUGAAGCCCAAAGUUAGAAACACGUCAGGUGUCCUUUUAAUGGACAGUUUAAACUUUAAAUUUAGGCUAUUAGGUAUAUUUGCAAACGUAUUUGCGUGUUGGUGCACACUUUUAAACAACGUCUCUUUAGCCUUACCCAAAGAUUGUAAGACUAGACUUGCAUAUUCAUUCUUUGUAAAUCAUCGAAUAAAGCCAAGAGGUCUGAAUCAAAUGUUUUAUAUCUUUAUUUCCAACAUCUACAGCAACCGCUGUCCCUCCAGACCCGUCCGUGAUAGCGAGGAAGAAUCCGGCAAGAGCUUGCAGGAAAGUUUAUUGAAAGAAUCAUUUUAUUGAUUUCUAUUCAUUUAUACGUUCGUCA
This is a messenger RNA of Lymnaea stagnalis (great pond snail), 6910 nucleotides long. The record is from the annotation of a GenBank genome assembly. NCBI's taxonomy places the organism in Eukaryota, Metazoa, Mollusca, Gastropoda, Lymnaeidae.